CUAACCGCGUUUGUGAUUUAGAAUUUUAAGCGGUUUUACCCGUAAAAUCUAUUACUAGAUUUUUGUUUUGCUUAGAUAUAGGAAAAAACGCACAUACUAAUUGUAAUAUAUUAAAUAUAAUGCAAUAUUUAAUUUGGUUAACUACUACAUUUUAUGUUACAUAUUAAAGUUAGUGCGAUUUUGUGUGGGUAAGAUGGUGAUUGAAAAAGUGCACGGUCUACAAGCCACUAGGAUAAGUCUCAACGAUCGGUUUACAAUAUUAGCAUCUGCAGCGACCGUAGCUCAUGUUAUGAAGCCUCGUAGGCGUCCUUCUGGAUUGUUCUCUUUUAAUCAUAAUGUUAAUAACAGAGUUCUUAUGGACCAAAUAGCGUACCGAUUAGGCCAGCUAUCAAGAAAGCAAGCAGUGAAACAACGUCUUGGCAUGCCAGGGCUUAGACGCUUUGGCAGUGAAAGCAGUCUUAUAGGUCUUCAGCGCUCCAAUAGCUUUAAUAACAUAAAUCAAAACAGCAUUAAGAAUAGAGUAGCAUGGAGACAGUCAAACAUGAAUCUCAAUCGGUCAGCAUCAUUUAGUAACUUAUCACAAGGAGUUUGGCGCGGUCGUGGGUUCCGCCGUCGCGGAGGUAGGAUGGGAGUCAUGAGAGGAAGGAUGAGAGGAAGAGGUGGGCGCGCGGGACGGGCGGGGCGGCCGGCGAUGUCGCGGUCACGGACGGUGGCGCCAAAUAGAGGACGAGGCAGAGGUGGUGUAGCUAGGCAGCAAAAAACUGUUCCAACAAAGGAAGAGCUAGACUUGCAACUUGACCAAUACAUGGCAAGCACAAAGUCUGCUCUCGACAAGGAACUUGACACAUACAUGAAGAAUGCAAUGGACCUUGAAUAACAGAGAUAUGUGUGUGAUAUGUGGACAUGCAGAUUGUUCUCACAAUUGUGGAAUAUAGUGUUAAAACAAUUUUAUGUUAUCUUCUAUUUUGUUACAAAGUUUGUCUAACUUAAAGACAUUGAUGAUAAAAUUUUGAUGUUGAUUCAAUUUAUUGUUGUGUUAAAUUGAUUAAAGUAGGAAUAUGUAAAACCAGGUACAGAUACGUGAUUGAAUGUUACUUUGUUAGUAAUCGUUUUUUUUUUUUCUUUAUUUUUAAGGUCAUGAUCCAGUGAAUUGGUUUUUGCUAUAAAUAUGUUAUCUGUAUGCUAAGCAGAUGAGUGAACAUAUUUAAAAGAUUAAAACGAACGAAGGCAGAAUAACAA
Molecule: messenger RNA, 1239 nt
Organism: Vanessa tameamea
Lineage: Eukaryota; Metazoa; Arthropoda; Insecta; Lepidoptera; Nymphalidae
Product: chromatin target of PRMT1 protein-like
Exons: 5
Coding region: 194-877 (227 amino acids)
Source: RefSeq, a predicted model, not a curated record